CCGGCUGUAGCUGGCCCGGUGGGCUCGCGGGAGACGCUCGUGCGCGCACGCGCACACAACGCGGAGCGGAGCUCGAGACAUCGAGGAGGGGAGUAAGAAGCAUCGGGGGAGGCGAUAGAGGAGGAGGCGGUGUGUGUAUAUGUGUGUGUUCUACGGUGUGGCUCGUCGAGGGGCGAGCGGAGGCUUGAAAGAGGGCGAGGGAGAAGCGAAAAGAGUCCGAGUCUCUGUCCGUGAGAGCCUCUAAUCUGGUUGCUAUGGAAACAUGACUAAAUAAACGGAAGUCCAUUCUGAUAAUUCUGAUACCUGAGAUGUAACUGGGCUAAAGAGUGGAACAGGAAAAAUUUUAGUGCCAACCUCAAUUACAAUGGCUACUGAUUCAGGAGAGCCAGCUAGCACAGAAGAUUCUGAGAAACCUGAUGGAGUUUCACUGGAAGACAGAGCUCCUCAGCUUGCAGCAACUUUGACAGUGGAAGCUAGACUAAAAGAAAAAAAUAGUACCUUCUCUGCUUCUGGGGAAACUACAGAAAGGAAGAGAUUCUUCCGAAAGAGUGUUGAGAUGAUGGAAGAUGAUAAAGUUGCUGCAUCUUCCUCCAAAGAUGAGAGAAUGAAGACCACAACAAAUAUUCCAAGAGUAGAAAAGCUUCCUACAAAUGUGCUAGGAGGUGGACAAGAAGUUAAAUACGAACAGUGUUCAAAGGCAACUUCAGAGUCCUCAAAAGAUUGUCUCAAGGAGAAAAAUGAAAAGGAAAUGGAAGAAGAAGCAGAAAUGAAGGCCGUAGCUACUUCUCCUAGUGGCAGGUUCCUGAAAUUCGACAUAGAGCUGGGAAGAGGAGCAUUUAAAACAGUAUAUAAAGGAUUGGACACUGAAACAUGGGUUGAGGUUGCUUGGUGUGAGCUGCAGGAUCGGAAAUUAACCAAAGCUGAGCAGCAAAGGUUCAAGGAAGAAGCAGAAAUGUUAAAGGGUCUCCAACAUCCCAAUAUAGUUCGAUUUUAUGAUUCCUGGGAGUCUAUAUUAAAAGGAAAGAAAUGUAUUGUAUUGGUGACUGAACUUAUGACAUCAGGAACUUUAAAGACGUACUUAAAACGAUUUAAAGUCAUGAAACCAAAGGUCUUAAGGAGCUGGUGCAGACAAAUUUUAAAGGGGUUGCAGUUCUUGCAUACUAGGACUCCUCCCAUUAUUCACCGGGAUCUGAAGUGUGACAAUAUUUUCAUCACGGGACCCACUGGAUCUGUGAAGAUUGGUGAUCUAGGCCUAGCCACCUUAAUGCGAACAUCAUUUGCUAAGAGUGUCAUUGGGACUCCUGAGUUUAUGGCCCCAGAGAUGUAUGAAGAGCACUACGAUGAAUCUGUAGAUGUCUAUGCUUUUGGAAUGUGUAUGCUGGAAAUGGCUACUUCAGAGUACCCUUACUCUGAGUGCCAGAAUGCAGCUCAAAUAUACCGUAAAGUAACUAGCGGCAUAAAACCAGCCAGUUUCAAUAAAGUCACUGAUCCUGAAGUGAAAGAAAUCAUUGAAGGAUGUAUUCGCCAAAACAAAUCAGAAAGGUUGUCUAUCAGGGACCUACUAAACCACGCAUUUUUUGCUGAGGAUACAGGACUGAGGGUGGAGUUAGCAGAGGAAGAUGACUGCUCAAAUUCAUCCCUGGCUUUAAGACUCUGGGUUGAAGACCCUAAAAAAUUGAAAGGCAAGCACAAAGACAAUGAAGCUAUUGAGUUCAGUUUCAAUUUAGAAACAGAUACAUCUGAGGAAGUAGCGUAUGAAAUGGUCAAGUCAGGAUUCUUCCAUGAAAGUGAUUCCAAAGCUGUUGCUAAGUCCAUUAGAGACCGGGUCACCCUGAUAAAGAAGACGAGGGAGAAGAAGCCAGCUGGCUGUUUGGAAGAACGCAGGGAAUCCCAGUGCAAGUCUGCAGGGAAUGUACUCCCUCAGCCCCAGAAUACAGCUUUGCCCCCUGCUCCUGCUCAGCACACUGGGGCUGAAUGUGAAGAAACUGAAGUUGAUCAACAUGUUCGACAACAGCUUCUACAAAGAAAACCACAGCAGCACUGCUCCUCUGUUACAGGUGACAAUUUGUCCGAGGCAGGAGUUGGAUCUGCUAUACACUCAGAUACUUCAAGUCAGCCCAGUAUAGCCUAUUCCUCAGACCAGAUGAUGGGCUCUCAAGUGGUUUCCAACAUCCCACAGGCUGAAAUAAAUGUUCCAGGGAUGAUUUAUCCAUCCCAGCAGCUGGUAGGACAUUACCAGCAGAUUUCAGGGUUGCAACAGCAGCCAAAGCUGACUCAGCCCCACAUUUUGCCUUUGGUUCAAGGUCAGUCCACUGUUUUGCCUGUACAUGUCCUUGGACCUCCGAUUGUCUCACAACCCCAAGUUUCCCCAUUAACUGUCCAGAAAGUCUCACAGAUAAAGCCUGUAUCCCAGGCAGUUGGAAUUGAACAAGCAACUCUUCUAAAACCGGAUUUAGUUAGAAGUUUGAAUCCGGAUGUGGCAGCUGUGAAGGAAAACAUCAAUACCCCUGAUAACCCCUGUGGAAAUGGCAAACAAGAUCGGAUCAAACAAAGAAGAGCUUCCUGUCCUCGACCAGAGAAGGGGACUAAAUUCCAACUUACUGUCCUUCAGGUGUCAGUAUCUGGAGACAAUAUGGUGGAAUGUCAACUGGAGACACACAACAACAAGAUGGUCACCUUCAAGUUUGAUGUUGAUGGUGAUGCACCAGAGGAUAUUGCAGACUAUAUGGUUGAAGAUAACUUUGUGCUAGAAAAUGAGAAAGAAAAAUUUGUAGAAGAAUUGAGGGCUAUUGUAGGUCAAGCCCAGGAGAUCCUUCAUGUCCACUCUGCUGCAGAUAGAGCCAUUGGAAUUGACUCUAUUAUUGUGGAAUCCAACAAUAACCAAACAGGAUCAUCUGAACAAGUACAGAUAAAUUCUGCAUCCACUCAAACCAGCAAUGAAUCUGCUCCACAGUCAUCCCCAGUUGGUCGGUGGCGAUUCUGUAUCAAUCAAACAAUAAGAAACCGUGAGGCUCAAUCUCCUCCUUCUCUUCAGCAGUCCAUGUCUACAGUUCCUGGGCUAUCUCUAGUUCCUGGUCCAAGAACCACAAAUAAUAAGGAAAUAUCACAGGACACACUGCCCACUCUAGAAAGUAAUCCAUGCCAGCGUGUAUUUUUUGCCUCCAAAUCAGAACUCAAGGAUGUAGUUGAUGGUAAGAUGUCUGAAUAUGCCAGUGUAGAAACUAAGCAGCCAGCUUUAUUUUAUCGAGUGGAAGAUGACAGGCAGAUGAUGGCACCAGUUACUAGUAGUUCAAGUUACACUGCUACUUCAGUUCGUACAGUUCCAGUUGAAUGUGAGGGACUCACCAACCAAGCAGGCAUAUUUCUACCUGUAUAUCCAUGUCACCAAGCUGCCAGUCAGGCCGAUGUACUUAUGGUCCCUCCUGGCGAGUCAACUCAGAUUGCUGGUAACUCUCUUACAACUCUGGCAUUUAUGUCUGAUCAAAAGCCUCAAUCCUUAGCAGUGCAGCAGCCAACUAUGGAUGCAGAGUUUAUUUCCCAAGAAGGAGAAACCACAAUGAACACUGAAGCAAGUUCUCCUAAGAUGGUCAUUCCCACUCAGACCCCUGGCCUUGAACUGACUACCCUUCUACCCACUACUUUCCUGGAAUCAGAUGGGGAAAGACCUCCAAAAAUGGAGUUUGCAGACAACCGAAUUAAAACUCUGGAUGAAAAAUUAAGAAACUUGCUCUACCAGGAGCAUAGCAUAUCUAGCAUCUAUCCUGAGAGUCAGAAGGAUACCCAAAGCAUAGACUCUCCAUUUUCUUCCUCUGCUGAAGAUACGCUCUCAUGUCCAGUGCCAGAAGUCAUAGGCAUCAGUCACAGUGGAAUUCAAGAUAGUCCUGCACAGUCCCCUAAUUUUCAGCAGACAGGCUCUAAGAUUCUGUCCAAUGUGGCUGCAAGUCAGCCUGCUAACAUAUCAGUAUUCAAAAGGGACCUGAAUGUGAUAACUUCUAUACCCAGCGAAUUAUAUUUACAUGAGAUGUCCCCAGAUGCUUCACUUCCAGGGGAUCCAGAGGCCUAUCCUGCUGCUGUGUCAAGCGGUGGAGCCAUUCAUCUGCAGACAGGAGUGGAAGCAGAAGAUAUGAGAUCAGCAGUUGCUCCUGAUCCCAUUCCUCUGACGGGAGAGUCCUCGGCUGAUACUAGGGCUUUGAGUAGAUGUAAAGCGAUGAGUGGAUCAUUUCAGCGGGGUCGGUUCCAGGUGAUUACGGUUCCUCAGCAGCAGUCAGUGAAAGUGACAUCUUUUGGAAUAGAACACACACCAGCAUUCCAUAAAAUGACAACCCAUUCUAGUGAAGAAGCUCUAGCCUUUACGGACAGAGCAAAGUCUCAAUUAGUGGAAAUGGAACCUGCCACGCACAAUCCACCGACUUCACUUUCUUCUCAGAAGUUACGAGCUCUUCAUGAAACCUUCAAAGAAGGUAAAAGAAUUCCCAAACAAGGUUACAACUUCUCAUCUUUCAGCACAGCUUGUGAGACUGAUGUAUCUUCAAUGACCCCAGAAAAAGAGUUGGAAGAGAACUCAGCCACGGGAAGUAGUAUGCAUUCUGGACUUGAACUGUUGUUUAAAGAGAGAGAGAUACUUACUGCUGGGAAACAGCCUAGCUCUGAUAGUGAAUUUUCAGCCACUCUUGCUGGCAGAGGGAAGUCAGUGGCAAAGACUGGUCCAGAGAGUGAUCAGUGCUUACCACUCCGUGAAGAAAAAGCCUGUGCUCAAACACAGAGCUCACUCUUCUAUUCACCAUCUUCUCCAAUGAGCAGUGAUGAUGAGUCAGAAAUAGAGGACGAGGAUUUGAAGGUGGAGCUUCAAAGAUUACGAGAAAAACACAUUCAGGAGGUGGUAAAUCUUCAAACCCAGCAGAAUAAGGAGCUGCAGGAGCUCUAUGAACGCCUUCGGGCAAUUAAAGAUAGCAAAAUCCAGUCAUCAGAGGUUCCUCUGCCACCUUCGUCACCACGCAGACCAAGAUCUUUCAAAAGCAAACUUCGUAGCCGCCCCCAGUCCUUGACACACGUGGAUAGUGGCGCAGCUGCUACAGAUCCACUGUGUGUGGAAAGUAAUGUAGCAUCAUGCCAGCAAUCUCCAGCUAGUAAAAAAGGGAUGUUCACAGACGACUUACAUAAACUGGUUGAUGACUGGACAAAGGAAACAGUAGGAAAUUCUCUUAUUAAGCCAAGUUUAAACCAACUCAAACAGAGUCAACACAAACUAGAGGCAGACAACUGGAACAAAGUAUAUGAAAAUACUCCAUCUACUAUGGGCUACACACCAACAUGGAUUUCUUCUCUGUCCCAAAUCCGUGGAGCUGUCCCAACCUCCUUGCCACAAGGACUCCCACUCCCUUCAUUUCCUGGGCCAUUAUCAUCAUAUGGAAUGCCCCAUGUUUGUCAGUAUAAUGCUGUGGGGGGGCCAGGGUACCCAGUACAGUGGGUAGGAAUUUCAGGAACACCGCAACAGUCUGUAGUAAUUCCUACUCAAUCUGGGGGACCAUUCCAGCCGGGAAUGAAUUUACAGGCGUUUCCAGCUUCAUCAGUGCAGAAUCCAUCCGCGAUCCCUCCUGGUCCCAAAUGAAUCAGAGUAGAUGAUGAAGAAAAGGGAGAUUUUUUUCAGAAUUAUUUUCAGGACACCUAAGAUACUAAACGUUCUUCUUCUUGGGUUCUGCCAUAUUUUCC
Messenger RNA from Odobenus rosmarus divergens (Pacific walrus), 5709 nucleotides. It is a transcript of the gene WNK3, whose product is annotated as WNK lysine deficient protein kinase 3. Gene Ontology annotation, biological process: intracellular signal transduction; negative regulation of sodium ion transport; positive regulation of sodium ion transmembrane transporter activity. NCBI's taxonomy places the organism in Eukaryota, Metazoa, Chordata, Mammalia, Carnivora, Odobenidae. Gene Ontology annotation, cellular component: cytoplasm; cytosol. The coding region runs from base 365 to 5608 and encodes 1747 amino acids. The record is from RefSeq and is a predicted model, not a curated record. Gene Ontology annotation, molecular function: protein serine/threonine kinase activity; ATP binding; potassium channel inhibitor activity. The transcript is spliced from 23 exons.